AGCCAAAUGUCAAAUCAAAAUUUCUGCUUAUCGAUUUGGUUGGGAUUCUGUGUUCUGUUGUGUAAAUUCGGCAUUUUAAAUUAUGUCAUGAUAGAUUUCUAAUUAGUUUUAGAAUAGGUAAAUUACAGUAAAGAUGAAUUUAUUAACUGGCCAAUGUUUCAUGAUUUUAUCAGCACUUUGCGUUGUUUCUUCGUCCAGAGUUCUAGAAUUAAGUGACAAAUUUAUCGAUAUAAGCAACGAUGGCAUGUGGUUCGUGAAGUUCUAUGCGCCAUGGUGUGCCCAUUGCCGCAGGAUAGAGCCUAUCUGGGCGCAUGUCGCUCAGUCGCUGUACAACAGCCCUAUAAAGGUGGCGAAGGUUGACUGUACUAGGUUUAUGGCCGUAGCUACUCAUUUUAAAGUCAGAGCAUACCCUACAAUAAUGUUUAUUAAAGGCCCCUAUCGCCAUGAGUAUGUAGGUGAAAGAGUGAAAGAUGAGAUGGUCAACUAUGCCCUUCGCAUGUCACAACCGGCUGUUCAGAGACUGUCACAAGCUGACAGCCUUGGGUACCUAAAGGAGACACAUCCAGUCUUCUUUGGAUAUGUGGGAAAACAACAAGGAGCAUUAUGGGAUAUGUUUACACUUCAUGCUGAAAAGUAUCAACCACAUACAUGGUUUUAUGCUAUGUCACAUGAUCUUUUGAAAAAUGAUGUUAAAAUUCCUAAUGAAACUGCCAUAUUUGUGUACAAAGAGGAUGAAGCCUACUUUUUUGAAGCAAAUCCAUUACUACUCCAAGAUAGAGAAGCCUUAAAUGUAACAUUAGACAAAUGGAUCAAUUCCGAGAGAUUUGGAUUAUUCCCAAAAGUCACUCGAUCAAAUAUCAACGAACUAAUGGAUAUAGAAAAAUACAUUGUCAUCGCUAUUGUCUCUGAAAAUAAGUUGAAUGAAAUCACACAAACAGAGAGGGACUUUAAGGACAUGAUUGAGAGUAUCAUUAAGAAGAGAAAACGCCACCUUCAUGAAAGAUUCCAAUUUGGGUGGAUGGGAACUCCUGAACUAGCAAACUCAAUAGCCAUGUCUGAACUGACAGUUCCUCAUCUGUUGGUUCUCAACUCUACAACAGGCCACCACCACAUGCCUGAUGAUGACCCUGUCCUCAUGACACCUGAAGCAGUUUCAAUCUUCCUUGACCAAAUAAAUAACCAAAUGGCACCGACGUAUGGUGGGAACAGUUGGCCAGUACGUUUCUACCGAGGCUUCUUUGAAGCAAGGACCACUCUGACGAAUAUGUGGCGCGGAAACCCAGUAUUAACGGCGCUCGUUUUUGGGUUGCCCCUCGGCUUCUUGUCUCUCAUAUGUUACUCUGUGUGCUGCGCUGAUAUACUUGAUGCAGAGGAAGAGGAAACACCAGAAACACACGAGAAGAAGGACUAGACAUCCAAACCGUCGAAUAUUAUAAUAAUUAUAAUUAACCAUUUUUAGUAUUUUUACAAUAUUGGAUAUAGCAAUUAAGCUGUUUUUGUUUGCUAGAACUGUAUCUUUUGCAUUUAAAACGUAUUGUUUGGACUGUCUCAGUCAGUGACACAUUUAUCAGUGCACUGCUCAUUUUAAUUAAAUACCCAUUAUUAUUUUGGAAAUCAGUCUGAAAUCGGAGUGGAAGUCACGCCGAAUUGUGUCAGUCAGAUCUCAUGAUACUUAAAUUUUACCUGCCGAAUUGACUGGAUUUAACUCUGUA
Messenger RNA from Helicoverpa armigera (cotton bollworm), 1712 nucleotides. RefSeq names its product protein disulfide-isomerase TMX3 (gene Tmx3). NCBI's taxonomy places the organism in Eukaryota, Metazoa, Arthropoda, Insecta, Lepidoptera, Noctuidae. Gene Ontology annotation, molecular function: protein disulfide isomerase activity. Gene Ontology annotation, biological process: peptidyl-cysteine oxidation. Gene Ontology annotation, cellular component: endoplasmic reticulum. The transcript is spliced from 8 exons. The coding region runs from base 134 to 1411 and encodes 425 amino acids. The record is from RefSeq and is a predicted model, not a curated record.